AUGGCUACCGAAAAUGCCGGCAGCAUCGCAACCCCACUCAUCCACAGCUAUGGUACAUCCGAUCCUACCCGCACAGGUUUGUUCGCCGCCUUCGCCGCACUAGCCUGGUACAACGCCAUCGAACUUAUCAUCAUCUGCUUCUUCUCCUUCAAACGCUGGAACGGCACCUACUUCUGGAGCCUACUCGUCUCCUCCGUCUGCAUCGUGCCGUACGGUCUCGGGUUCGUCCUUCUCUUCUUCUCCACAGGCGUCACUCCCUGGUUAUGCGUGACCCUCGUCGUGCUGGGCUGGUGCGGUAUGGUCACCGGCCAGUCUGUCGUGCUGUGGUCGCGACUGCAUCUAGUGCUACAGAAUAGGAAGCUGCUGCGCGGUGUGUUGUGGAUGAUCUGUAUCGAUGCUGUACUAUUCCAUCUUCCGACAACGGUUUUGUUGUACGGGACUGUUGCUCAUCCCAGAAGUCGCUGGGCCCGCGGAUACGAUACCAUGGAGCGUGUCCAGGUGGUCGGCUUCUGUUUACAGGAAUUGACUAUCUCCAGCAUUUACGUCUGGGAAACGAUCAAACUCCUUCGUCUCAGGCCCGAGGGCCGCCCCCAGGGAAUUCUGAACCAGUUGCUGGUUAUCAAUAUCCUCAUUCUGAUAUUGGAUAUCGCGGUGGUAGUCAUCGAGUACGUCGGAUACUAUGCUGUGCAGGUCUUGUUCAAACCUGUCGCUUAUAGCGUCAAGUUGAAAUUUGAAUACGCCAUCCUCGGCAAAUUGAUCGCGGUUGUGCGCGGUGGCUUGGACAGUCAGGAGACGCACUCCAGUGCGCGGGAGAUAAAUGAGACUAGCUUGUUUCCGUCGGAUGGGGACUGGCCUCGGAAUAUGCACUCGCUGAUGCGGGAUCGUCGCCAGUACAGUCCGCCGUGGUUUUGGGAAGGGAGGAGGUCCGGUCAGUCUACAUCUGCAUCAUCUGGUGUUCUGCAAAAUUCAUGA
This is a messenger RNA of Penicillium digitatum Pd1, 972 nucleotides long. RefSeq lists its product as uncharacterized. The record is from RefSeq and is a predicted model, not a curated record. Lineage: Eukaryota; Fungi; Ascomycota; Eurotiomycetes; Eurotiales; Aspergillaceae.